UUCGUCAUUUCUCCAUCGCUCUCCUUCUCUCUUCAAACACAAAACAAGAAAAACAAAAGAAAAUCAUAUCUUCUUCUCUUCGAUUCUCUUCAAUGGCGCCGAGAGAGAAAGCAAGCAAGGUAGCAGGGACAGGACUGGAGAAGGAGCCUCAUUUCAGAGGCGUUAGAAAGAGGCCAUGGGGCCGGUAUGCGGCCGAGAUACGCGACCCUGGCAAGAAGAGCCGCGUCUGGCUCGGCACCUUCGAUACAGCCGAAGAGGCCGCACGUGCCUACGACGCUGCAGCACGUGAGUUCCGUGGAUCCAAGGCCAAGACCAACUUCCCCCUUGCUCCACACGACGUCGCCAGCCCUAGCCCAAGCAGCACCGUCGAUUCAUCCAGCCCACCUCCCCCGGCUUCCAUCCCUCCAUCCCAGCCCUUGGAUCUCGAUCUCCUCCUCCACCACCGUGGCGUCGCCGCCCCCGGCCGUCCAGCCGCCUCCGGCCCCUUCCCCUUCCACCACCUCUUCUACUUCGACCAGAUCGUCCGAUCGGAUAACCGCUGCAACCAGCACCGCCCGAUCUGCUACGAUCGAGCGGCCGACUACCAUCCCGGACUCGCCGGCAGCGUCCAUAGCGACUCAGAUUCGUCCUCCGUUGUCGAUCUGCAACCGCCACGUAGGAUCUUGAUGGAUUUGGAUCUCAACCUUCCACCACCUCUCGAGUAGCUUAACAUCGCUGACGGUUUUGAGAUCGAUAUCAGAAAUUCGGUCCUUUUUUCCCGUUUUUGUCCGUAAUUGUUUUUUGUUUCUUUGAAAAUUGUCCUUUUUAUAUAUAUAUUUCUUCUAGAGGAGAAAGCGGAUUGUGUAAAUAGAGGUGUCGGCAAAUCGCAAUCCAAUCGGAUUUGGUUUUUGCUCUUGAGAAAUCUCGAUUUCUCUUUGAGUUGUAAUUGCGCCUGUAAACCUCAAUUAUCUUCUCUAAUGAAAUUAUAAUCUUGAUUACUCUCUUAA
Messenger RNA from Magnolia sinica, 986 nucleotides. Its product is annotated as ethylene-responsive transcription factor 4-like. NCBI's taxonomy places the organism in Eukaryota, Viridiplantae, Streptophyta, Magnoliopsida, Magnoliales, Magnoliaceae. Gene Ontology annotation, biological process: regulation of DNA-templated transcription. Bases 93 to 704 code for a protein of 203 amino acids. The transcript has a single exon. Gene Ontology annotation, molecular function: DNA-binding transcription factor activity; DNA binding. The record is from RefSeq and is a predicted model, not a curated record.